AUGGCCGCCGCCGCAGACCCCCAGGGCGAUACCAAGAUGGAGGAUGUUUCGCCCAAGGACCAGACAUCGAUGGAGGAGUCCAUUUCCCAGUCGCUUGGUCAGAUGGACAACGGGCUCGCGUCGCUGCAGUCGCGCGCUGAUCCCGAUGCGCAGACCACCGUCACCGAUUUCCUCGACUUUACCGAAUACCUCUCCUCUGACGUUGUGCGGUCCCUCACGCUCAUCGGGAAGCUCGACGAGCGCUACAUCAAUGCCUCCCACAUGGUCGACGACUUGACCUCGGUAUGGGGUCGGCUCCCCAGUCUACCUGCGGAGGAGCGCCCGUCGCCCGUGCAGCUUCGGGCAGACAUCUCUGAGCAACUGGCUCAGUCAGUUGACUCGAGGGUCUUUGCCCAUGCCGAGGCCGUGAGGCUGUCGGAAAAUGUUAACAGGCACUACAAGAAGGCCAAGGUUUUACUUUCUAAACUGCAGAAGAUGAUGGACAACUAUCCCACUGAGGAAGUCAAAAGCCCAGUUGUGUCGAAAUCGCCACAGUUGGCAAGGAAUAAAUUAAGCUCCAAGGCAGCAGGCGAAGGUGGUCAGAAGCCCAGACGCCCACAAGUUCCGAGAAUCAUUGUCCCGGGAGAGAUAUUAGCACCAUAUGAUGUUGACUACGACACCUUUACCGACGACAGCGACAUUAGUUCUGAUGAGGAGUCGGAUACUCCGGCACCAAGUCGAAGAACUCCAGCGCCGCCUCCGCGAAUCAAACUUGUUACCAACAAGACCCCAAAGACGCCGAGUCGCCUCGCACGGCCAGUGAGCUAUCCUACGGCAGCCCUGAGCCAGGCUGCGGCUGCCAACAAUGCCGCCUUGCUUCAUCCGCCACCCGAGAACGCGGUUAUUGGCAGCCCGGAUGCUCCAUGGCUGCAGCUUACCCAGUACGAGCUGGCCAAGCUACGGAAACGGAUGAAGAAGAAUGCGACGUGGACACCGAGCGAGACCAUGAUUGCUCGCGAGCUCAAGGCUCUGGGCCGUGGUCCUGAUGCCUAUCAUGAGGCCAAGAGAAAGGCCGAGGAAGAGGGGAAAUCCUUUGAGCCUCCAGUCCCUAAGCCUAUCGUUGAUAACGAGUCGGGCGAGAAGCAACUCCCUGCUGGUGCGAUCAGUGCUGACACGUUGGCUGCUGAAGAGGUCCCGACAAGCAAUCGCGGCAUGAAGCUCAACGAGGCAAAGAAACUGAAGAGGGAGGCCCUGGCCAAGCUUGCCGCAGAGGAAGCGGAAGAAUCAGCCAGAAAAAUGGCAGAGGCAGCUAAGCUCUUCCUCGGCAAUGGCAACGGAAACAAGGGGAACCAAAAGGCCACGGCCCCGGCGUCUGAGGCUCCCAAAGAAACUCCCACCAAGCCCGUGAAAACAAGAGCCACAUCGAGAGCCACGAAGCGAAAAAGAGAGGCAGAGCCAGAGGAGACCCCCAACUCCCAUGAGAACAACGAAACACAACCCUCACGACCACAGGUGAAGCGCACCAAGACUGAGACUCCAGUUCCACCACCCCACCACCCUUCCAUGAGCCAUAGCAAGGGACCAACCCCUGAGAGUACAGGUCCUCCAGCUCCCCUGACGACGCCUGGUGAACACCCCGUCGUCACACACGCCGAAACCCCAGUUCCCAUUCCCAUCCCACCCCAAGGCACGUCUAUGGUCACCAGCGGAGCCAAGUCUCCGACUCCCAACCCGUCUAACUCGACUGCAGCUCCCGCCGCCACUCCUGGCAAAGCCCACCCGACAGAGACUCCAGUGCCCUUCCCAAUCCCCGAGCCGCGAAAGUCGGCAACCCCAGUGCUGCCUCCAGUGAGAGAAAACACUAAGCGAGAGACUCGGGGUGACGCAGCGAAGCGGACACAGCAGGCCCAGCAGCUACUUUUGCAGCAACAGGCACAAGCGCCACAGCCUCAGCAACCUCAGGAGGCUCCUCAGGAGCAGCAGCAACCUGAGCGGCAAGCGUCUAACCCUCCUCAGCCUCAACCCCAACCCCAACCUACUAUCAUCCCUCCUCCACAACCCCCUCCAAUUGCCCCUGAAAUACCAAGCAAGCAGAUACCUUCACGGGCUGCAACGCCCCGAUUAACUCCAGGGCCGGAGGGCCUUGCCCUCCGCCGACCGAGCUCUCGUGGUAAAGGUGCCAGCCAAGAGCCACAGUCCUCACUAGCGGCAGAUCGGCCACGACGGGCGAGCACCGCUCGCAACACGCCUGCCCCCGAGCCUCGGCCAGCUAAGCGAACCAAGCGUCCUGCCCCCGGCGUUGUUAGUACCACAAACAGUGGCGGGAAUAGCGCUGUCGGUAAGCGAAAAGCGGCGCCGAAGAAGAAAGCUCGUCCGAGGCAGAAUAAGGGUCCUGCGGAGCCAGAGCUGGAGGAGGUAGACGACGAGGGGAACCCGAUCGAUCCCGACGAGCCGAGAUACUGCUCCUGCAACCGAGUCAGCUUCGGCCUCAUGAUCCAGUGCGACAAUGUCGACGUAAGCGGCUCCUCAACCACGCCCUCACACUCAUCCUCUACCUCAGCAUCCCGUCGAAAGGGAACGAACAAGCAGCUAACACAGAAGCAGAACUGCAAGGAAGAGUGGUUUCAUCUCGAGUGCGUCGGUCUCGCCGAGGUGCCCGCCCGGACGACCAAAUGGUACUGUCCUGAGUGCCGGGUAUUGCUCAACAUUGGCGAGAAGGGCGAGGUUAGCGCAAGGGGUGUGAAGAUGUAG
Fusarium falciforme is the source of this 2730-nucleotide messenger RNA. Its product is annotated as ING domain-containing protein. The coding region runs from base 1 to 2730 and encodes 909 amino acids. Gene Ontology annotation, cellular component: Rpd3L complex; Rpd3L-Expanded complex; nucleus. The record is from RefSeq and is a predicted model, not a curated record. The transcript has a single exon. Gene Ontology annotation, biological process: regulation of DNA-templated transcription. NCBI's taxonomy places the organism in Eukaryota, Fungi, Ascomycota, Sordariomycetes, Hypocreales, Nectriaceae.